Paramecium sonneborni is the source of this 1209-nucleotide messenger RNA. NCBI's taxonomy places the organism in Eukaryota, Ciliophora, Oligohymenophorea, Peniculida, Parameciidae. The record is from the annotation of a GenBank genome assembly.
GUUUAAGGAAUUGAAUAAAUAAAUGUAAUUAUUGAAAAGAGUGCAUCAAUUUGGGUCAACAAAACAUAGAUUUGCUUCAGAUAUAGGAAGUACAAAUAGAUAGAAAAUGAACUUGUUUUAAGCAAUAAACAAUGCUCUUGAUAUAGAAUUAGGAGCAAAUCCAAAGUAUAUAAUAAAUAUAAGAAAGGGCAUUAUUAUUUGGAGAGGAUGUAAAAUUUGGAGGUGUUUUUCGAUGUUCAUAAGGUUUGAAUGAAAAGUAUGGUACAGAUAGAGUAUUUAAUACUCCAUUAUGUGAAUAAGUAUAAAUAAAUAGAGAUUGAUUAGGGGAUUGGUGCAUUUGGUAUAGGAUUGGCAAGUGUAGGAUAUACAGCAAUAGCUGAAAUAUAGUUUGGUGAUUACAUUUUUCCAGCAUUUGAUUAGAUAGUGAAUGAGGCAGCAAAAUUUAGAUAUCGAUCAGGGAAUUAAUUCAAUUGUGGAAGUUUAACAAUAAGAUCAACAUGGGGAGCUGUAGGUCAUGGGUAAAGAAUAGUAUAAAUAAUAAUAUUAGUGCAUUAUAUCAUUCAUAAUCACCAGAAGCAUAUUUUGCUCAUACUCCAGGAUUAAAAGUAGUAGUACCGAGAGAUCCAAUAUAAGCAAAAGGAUUAUUGCUUGCAUCUAUAAGAGAUAAGAAUCCAGUGAUAUUUUUUGAACCUAAAGCUUUGUAUCGUAAUGCAGAAGAUGAAGUUCCUUUGGAUGAUUAUGAGGUAUAAUAAUAAAUAGUAAUAAAUGAAAGUUGGAAUUAUCAAAAGCUGAAGUAGUGUAAUAAGGAAAACAUAUAACAUUGAUAGGAUAUGGAACAUCAAUAAGAGUAUUAAGAGAAGCAUCAAAGAUGGCAGAAAAAGAUGGGGUAAGCUGUGAGAUUAUUGAUUUAUAAACUAUAUAUCCAUAUGAUGGAUAGACUUUAGUUGACUCAGUGAAAAAGACUGGAAGGUAUAUAAUUAAAUGAAUAAACAAAAUAGAUGUAUAAUAACACAUGAAGCACCUUAGACUUGCGGAAUGGGAGCUGAAUUGAGUGCAUUUAUUUAAGAGAAAUGUUUUUUACAUUUAGAAGCACCAAUAAGAAGAGUAACAGGAUAUGAUACACCAUUUCCUUUAGUACAUGAACCAAUAUAUUUACCAGAUAAAUUUAAGAUUUAUGAGGCAAUAAAAGAGAGUGUAAAUUAUUGAUAA